This is a messenger RNA of Papaver somniferum (opium poppy), 796 nucleotides long. RefSeq names its product sanguinarine reductase-like. NCBI's taxonomy places the organism in Eukaryota, Viridiplantae, Streptophyta, Magnoliopsida, Ranunculales, Papaveraceae. Bases 128 to 796 code for a protein of 222 amino acids. The record is from RefSeq and is a predicted model, not a curated record. The transcript is spliced from 3 exons. Gene Ontology annotation, cellular component: chloroplast. Gene Ontology annotation, molecular function: oxidoreductase activity.
GUCAUACUCAUCUCUUCACUUUCUUCUGCAAAUUCAUUUCACCACUAAAUAUAAUCAAAAAAGAAAAAAGGGUUCCUAUAUUUUCAAUUAGAUCUUGUUUUUACAGACUUACAAAAUAAAAAUAAAAAUGGCAGAAUCAAAUCAAAAAAUCACAGUCCUUGUCACUGGAGCUUCAGGCUUAACUGGUGAAAUUGCAUUCAAGAAGCUGAAAGAAAGAUCAGACAAAUUUGUGGUUCGGGGUUUAGUAAGAUCAGAAGCAAGUAAACAAAGACUUGGUGGAGGUGAUGAAAUUUUUCUAGGUGAUGUCAUGGAUAAGAAAAGCCUUGAAACUGCUAUGCAAGGAAUUGAUGCGUUGAUUAUACUAACAAGUGAUGUGCCAAAGGUAGUACCUGGUUCAUAUCCUGGUGCUGAUGGCAAAAGAGCUGAGGAUGUAUUCGGUGAAUCAUUUGAUUUCAAUGGUCCAAUGCCUGAAUUCUAUUACGAGGAAGGGCAAUUCCCUGAACAUAUUGAUUGGAUUGGACAAAAGAAUCAGAUCGAUACUGCGAAAUCAUAUCAUUAUGUUGAAGGCUUUGAAGACUUUGGAGGCUUUGGAGGAUUUGAAGGCUUAGAUUUCUUCUUAGCUGGUGAUGUUAUUGAACUUUCUGGUACUGAAAUUGAUGUUGAAUCUUCUAAUGAUCUCUUCAAUCUCGUUGAUUUCCGAAUCUCUUCUGCAACAACUGAUGGAGUUGGGGAUGAAAUUGGUGAUGAAUCUUUUAAUGCUGACUUUGAUCUCGUUCUUGGUGAUGUUGAUUUUUGA